Messenger RNA from Lolium rigidum, 1381 nucleotides. RefSeq names its product probable methyltransferase At1g29790. Bases 1 to 1293 code for a protein of 430 amino acids. Gene Ontology annotation, molecular function: S-adenosylmethionine-dependent methyltransferase activity. Lineage: Eukaryota; Viridiplantae; Streptophyta; Magnoliopsida; Poales; Poaceae. The transcript has a single exon. The record is from RefSeq and is a predicted model, not a curated record.
AUGGAGCGCGAACUGUUGGGGAAGAAGCCCGACCCCAAGAGGAGGCAGUGCUGGAGCACGACCACGGUGACGCUGAUCCUUUUCCUGAUCACCAACACCACCUCCAUCCUCCUCUCCUCCGGCGCCGGCGCCUCGCUCGUCCGCCGCUACGAGCCGCGCACCGUGCGCAUCUGGGACGACUCCGGAGCGCUCAUCGCCGACCUCAACGCCACGCGCUCCGCGCUCGAGUCCAGCCGCGCCGAGCUCGCGGGCCUCCACGCGCGCCUCGGCACCGCCACGCUGCUCCUCCAGACCCUCCUCGCCGACGUCGUCACGGCAGCGCGCGUCAGCGACGACCAACAGAAGCAGGCGGCCACUGGGUGGUGGGCGCGCGAGCUCGCCGGCGAGCUCAAGCUGGCCGUCGGUAACGUUGCCGGCGCCGGCGAGGCGGCUCUGGGCCACGCGUGCGGCCGCUUCCAGGACGAGCUGGAGCGGUACAUGGACUACAAGCCCGGCGGCGAGUGCCCGUCCGACGCGGCGCUGGAGCACCUGCUCAUGCGCGGGGGCUGCGAGCCGCUGCCGCGGCGACGGUGCCGGCCGCGAUCUCCGGCGAGGUACGUGGAACCCGCGCCGCUGCCGAAGAGCCUGUGGACCAUACCGCCGGACACCAGCGUCGUCUGGGACGCGUACCACCCGUGCAAGAACUACUCGUGCCUGGCCAGCCGCGGCUUCGGCUUCGACCUCCGCGGCCGCCGCGAGAAGGGCCUCUGGACGCGCGACGACGGCGCGCUCGCCUACUCCGUCGAGAAGGCGCUCGCCGCGAAGCCGAAGGGCACGGUGCGCAUCGGGCUCGACAUGGGCGGCGGCGGCGGCACGUUCGCGGCGCGGAUGAGCGAGCGCGGGGUGACCGUGGUGACCGCGACCACCAACGCCGGCGCGCCGUUCGGCAGCUUCGUCGCGUCGCGAGGGCUCGUGCCGAUUCACGUCGGCCCGGCGCGCCGUCUGCCCUUCUUCGACGGCACGCUCGACGUCGUGCACGCGGCGGGGGAGCUGAUGGCAGGCUGGAUGGUCCCCGGCGACAGCAUGGCGCUCGAGUUCGCGCUGUUCGACGUCUACCGCGUGCUGAGGCCCGGGGGCCUGUUCUGGCUCGACCACUUCGUCUUCCCCGGCGCGCAGCUGAACGCAACGUACGCGCCGAUGCUUGACCGCGUGGGAUUCAGGAAGCUGCGGUGGAACGCCGGCCGGAAGCUGGACGGCGGUGCCAAGAAGAACGAGUGGUACCUCUCGGCGCUGCUCGAGAAGCCCAUGACAUGACAGGAGGCAAAAAAAUGCCCUAGACAAGUUGUAACUUGGAGGAAGAACUGCUUUUCGUCGCUGGUGCAUUGUAACUCUAUUUGAAAAC